AUGCCAAGUGGUGACAGGUCAUUUGAAAGGUUUGUUGAAAUGAUGAUGAGUUCAAUGAACAGAUCAGAAACCUCUACCAUAUAUUGGCUGAAGAUGUAUCGAGAUUUAUGUCCGCUAAGUUUUAAGAGUGACCCGGAAGUGGACCCAAGCAUGGGAGAAUAUUGGAUGGAGCAAACAGAAAAGCUGCUAGAACACUUAGAAUGCCCUGAAGAGCACUGGGUAAGAUGUGCAACAUUUAUGUUAAAAGAAGAAGCAGCUAUUUGGUGGAAGUCUAUGUCAGGAGUCUUAAGGACUCGAAAUACUGUUCAAGAAAAUGGAGAUGUACGGGUGACACCUAUUACUUGGGAGCAAUUUAAGACUGCAUUUAAUGAUAAAUACUUUCUCGACUACUGGAGAAAGGUGAAAAAGCAAGAGUUCUUGAAGUUGUCUCAGACAGAUGAUAUGUUCGUGGUACAGUACGAAGCCAAGUUUUCCAAGUUGAUAAAAUAUGUGCCCAUGUACACCACUGACGAUUUUGAGAAGGCCCAUAAGUUUUUCCAAGGACUCAGAAAAGAAGUUAAGCAAGUUCUGUACGCAUGGAACAUUCGCACAUUUGAGGAUGUGAUGUGGUCGAUAAGGCCAUUACCGUCGAGAGGAACAUGA
Diospyros lotus (date-plum) is the source of this 642-nucleotide messenger RNA. RefSeq lists its product as uncharacterized. The record is from RefSeq and is a predicted model, not a curated record. Lineage: Eukaryota; Viridiplantae; Streptophyta; Magnoliopsida; Ericales; Ebenaceae. The transcript has a single exon. The coding region runs from base 1 to 642 and encodes 213 amino acids.